AUGUCGGACGUAUACUCUGUUGUACUGUGCUCGAACUCUCCACUGAUAACGCAAGAAUUGGAAGAAGUGAUGAAAGGUCUCCAAACGAGUCUCAAACUCUUUGUUUCCAAUCCGUAUGUUCUACCUGGAGGAGGAUUAACGGAAUUUUUGUUAGCUCAGUAUUUCAAGGAAAGGAUAAAAUAUGAUCCAUCUGUACUAUCCAUUUUGGAUCUAUCAAACGAGUUGGAUUUAGUUACCAAAACAUUGGAGUCAUUAAGUAAGACUUUAACAAAUAAUACCAAUUUAUUGUUGGAGGAAUAUGUGGACAUGAUGAAAGAUGUAAACAAAACAUAUUUAUCAGUAAUUACAAACGAGGUAGCAAAAUAUGGUCAAUUAAGGAUGUUAGCUUCAUUCUCAGAGAUUCCAUGCAAUUCAAUUGUUGAUAAUGAAGCUCCGACUCCUCUUGUAAUAUACAAGUUAGAGAAAUCCCCUAAAACGAAUGCCUACUUUACAACUUAUACAGAACCAAAGCAGAAUAUGAUAAUUGAUAUUGGUUUAUGUAAGAAAAAUGCCAUUCAAAGCUCUUUCCAAUGUUUUGGAACAAUAAUUCAAUAGUUGGAAAAAUAUAGAGCUCACUUAAAUUAAUUGGUUCUUAAUGUUCGUUCUAUUGAUUACAAUGAAAUUUAAAGAAAAGAUACAAAAUCUCAGAUUACCCUCAAAUUACCCAAUCAAGAUAAAACCCUUAGGUACAAACAUAGAGAAAUGAUUGGCAACGUUGAUAACGCACUAAUUAGGGCUUUGUAUUUUGAUCUAUCAAGAGACCAACAAAUCUUUCUUCACAUAUCUUUUGAUCUAGAUUUACAAAUUUUCAAACACUGAUAACAUUAAGAUCUCAAUCUUUGUUUGAUAUCCAACAGAUCGACAAAGUAAGAUCGUAAGAAAAGUAUCCUUCCAACAUUUGAACUACAACAGGGUACUCUCAUUCAUUUUAAUAUCUAACCAACACAGUAUCAAUUUAAUUUUCGCUCUUUCAGAGAGCCUUGUUUGUGAUCUUUGUCAGACACAAAAAGAAGAGAUUGAAAGGAGGAACCGUACAAAGGCCUUUGUUCAUUCCGCUUAAAAAAAACCAUUAAACUCCCUGUGAAGAGUGUUCAUUCUCUUGUUGUUGU
Molecule: messenger RNA, 1148 nt
Organism: Naegleria gruberi
Lineage: Eukaryota; Heterolobosea; Eutetramitea; Acrasida; Naegleriidae
Product: McKusick-Kaufman/Bardet-Biedl syndromes chaperonin
Exons: 1
Coding region: 1-594 (197 amino acids)
Source: RefSeq, a predicted model, not a curated record